Molecule: messenger RNA, 1202 nt
Organism: Esox lucius (northern pike)
Lineage: Eukaryota; Metazoa; Chordata; Actinopteri; Esociformes; Esocidae
Gene: cd8b
Product: cd8 beta
Exons: 6
Coding region: 62-691 (209 amino acids)
Biological process (GO): regulation of immune response
Cellular component (GO): cell surface
Molecular function (GO): MHC class I protein binding; coreceptor activity
Source: RefSeq, a predicted model, not a curated record
GAUCAUCAAGCGCUUUAAGAGCUCCUCAACUGACAGUUGGUUCCCACUGCGACCACUCACCAUGAAUGCGCUGGUGCUGGUAUGGAUGACAGUGUGCUUGUGGACCACAGGGUCCAGUCUGAUACAAAUCGAGUCUGAGUUUGUCCUCUACCCGCCACUCAAUGGCACAGCCACCCUGACCUGUGAGUGUUCCAACCAGUGUCAGACAAUCUUCUGGUUCCGGACACACAGCAAAGGCUUCCAGUUUCUAAUCAGCAUCAACAGUGCUGAUCGGAUCUACCCUGGAGAGUUUGUGGGAAAAGAGCGUUUCAAGCCCAGUUACAGGAAGGACUCCAGCACACUCCGCAUCUCUAACAUAGAGUCUGAGGAUGCGGGGAUGUACUCCUGUGUGCUCUGGAACCUAAAAGACACUGAGCUGUGGAGGCCAGGGAUUCUUCUGAAACCUGGCGAAACUCGGCCAACAUUGCCCCCCACCACUACCAUGCCCAGGCCCCCGCGCAGGGGUAACCCAAAUGGCCGAUGCACCAAGGGUAAAAAUCGAACCACGGAAGGUUGUGAUUCCAAUGUUUUCUGGGUGUUGGUGGGAGUUAUGCUGGCCCUGGCUGUGGCUUUGUUGUCUACCAUGUACUACUUCAGCCGACUGCCCAAAAAGUGCCGCCAUCGAUUUGUCAAGAAAAGGGUGCUGCCAUAAAAUAGAACGCCCACUCAGAGCCAGGACUGAAUUUACUGUCCCAUCUUUACAAGAAACCCCUUCCCAGUUUCAUCCACAUCUCACUCUCCUUCGAUCAUCAUGGCAAUGAACCAACCAGAAGGUCCAACUGUCUUCAUGGAAAUUCUUAAGAUUCUGUAGAUGUCUCUGACUAUUGAUUUGUGUGAUUGAACUGGAUGAAUGAAGUAUGCAAUAUUCACUUGUACUGAAAGGGUCUUAUUCUGUCAUGAGCCAGUAUAGCGUUUUUGUCGAUGCAACUUGUAAAAUGUUUGAUCAAUUUGUUAAUUGUAAAUACAUACAUAAUUUAUUUUGUGGUUUUGGUUUCGUGUUGCGACACGUUGGUUCACCUGUAGACCUUUCAGUAGCGUCAUGGCAACAGCCAAAUGUCAUGAUAAUCCACUGUGUGUGUGCUUAGUAAAAGGAUUAUUACAUUAUUUCUACUUGUCAAAGAGCUGUUGUUAUCAUAUCACAGGAAUUCAAUAAAAGUGUGUUU